Didymosphaeria variabile is the source of this 651-nucleotide messenger RNA. RefSeq lists its product as uncharacterized. The transcript has 2 exons. The record is from RefSeq and is a predicted model, not a curated record. Gene Ontology annotation, molecular function: transmembrane transporter activity. Bases 1 to 651 code for a protein of 216 amino acids. NCBI's taxonomy places the organism in Eukaryota, Fungi, Ascomycota, Dothideomycetes, Pleosporales, Didymosphaeriaceae. Gene Ontology annotation, biological process: transmembrane transport.
AUGGCGCUAGUCUUCGGUGGUGGUUCCAUCAAGCUCGGCUGGGGUCACUGGCAACUUCGUGCCUCGUCUCUUGCGAUGUGCGGCUUCAUCGGGGCCAUGGCAGCAACUAAUGCUUCCACACGCGGCCUAGCGAUAACCAUGUGUGCUCUCGGAGCCUUCGCGGUCGGUAUCGUAGAAGUCGUUGGCAUCGUCGCCGUGCCUUUUACGGUUGCACCAGAAGACCUAGGCCUCGCUAGUGGUCUUCUAGGCUCAGUACGCUCGACUUUGGGCUCGGUAGCCACAGCCAUCUUUUCAAGCAUUCUCACCACACAGAAAGCAAAGGAGAUCCCACCUCGACUUACUUCUCUCGCGUCUCAAGAUGGCCUUGCGCCUGCAUCUGUCAAGGCCUUGGUCAAAGCUGGACUUUCGGGUGCUGCUGCGACAGUUGCGAAGAUUCCCGGUAUCUCAGCAGAGAGACUACCGGCAUACAUUACCGCCAUCCGCGAUGGCAAUGCUAAGAGCUACCAUAUGGUUUUCUACUCGAGCCUGGCAUUUGGAGGGAUUGCAGUUAUCUGCGCGUUCUGCUGCUCAGAGUUCAAUAGCCACUUCACGAAUCGCGUCGACCGCAAGUUGCAGCAUCCCAAGAAGCAAGGGACUGAAAAGGAUGUGUAA